Exophiala spinifera is the source of this 3369-nucleotide messenger RNA. RefSeq lists its product as uncharacterized. Lineage: Eukaryota; Fungi; Ascomycota; Eurotiomycetes; Chaetothyriales; Herpotrichiellaceae. The transcript has 2 exons. Gene Ontology annotation, cellular component: telomerase catalytic core complex. The coding region runs from base 1 to 3369 and encodes 1122 amino acids. Gene Ontology annotation, biological process: telomere maintenance via telomerase. Gene Ontology annotation, molecular function: telomerase RNA binding; telomeric repeat DNA binding. The record is from RefSeq and is a predicted model, not a curated record.
AUGGCUAGAAAGCGCAGACGUGCUGACCAUGAAACGAGUCGCCCUUUGAAACUCCGCAAAACCGGACCGACUUUCGGAAACGAAGCAUUGGAUAGACCUCAGUCUUCGCCAGGAAUCCACCACGGCGUACUCUCUUCUUUUUAUUCCAGAGUUUGUACCUUGCGAGUGUUUUUGCUGGCACAGCUACCAUCUACCUCUCGCGUCAGAAGGCGGACUCUCGCUGCCUUUGCGAAGGACCAUGCCGAUUCCCUUCUUGAUACCUGCCUCGUCGGUAUUCUGAAAGAACCAUCCAGUUCGAUCACAAAAUCACGCAAGGCCGACUUUAUAACAUUCACGCAGACUCAACAACGGGUUACCAAUGGGACCAACAUCCACACACAACGAUGUUGUAUGAACGAGAUUGUCGACUUUGUGAUUUGGUCCUUGUUCCGAGGAACAUUCAAGGGUCUUCGCCCACGACACAUCCUAUGCAAUGGUCUUCAGAGAGCUUCAGCUCUAGCAGAUUCCGUCGAACCAGGGAAGAGAUGCGUCCUACCCGGCAUAGUCAGGCAUCAUCCCAACGACAACAUCAGUGCUUUGACGUCAAGCCCAUGGACCGACAUUCUACCUCUUCUGGGCAAUGAUGCGGAGGCUAUCAUUUCGAGCCUAUUACUUGAUUGUGGUGUCUUCACAAGGCUUUCGAGAGGCAAUGGCAACUAUUAUCAGCUCAGUGGAACUCCUGUAUGUGAAUUGAAACAGACACGGAUGCCGUCGAAAGGUGUAAAUCCUCCAUCCACACAAGGCGCGAAUGCGAGCCGCGGAGCUGCCGAUAUCCGAUUCGUCAGAAAUCGCAUUCUGUAUGCAAAGGCCUCAGUAAACAAGGCUGGGAAAAUAAAAACGGGCUUGCAUCACAUGCAUGUUUUGGAAAGAUGCUCUCACUCUACCCAGUCAGACCACGCUGCCCAUGUCGCCAAAUACGUUUUCCCGAGACAAUUCGGGCUACACAACGUUUUCACAUCCACAACAGAUCCCACAGAGACCGCUCAGCAAUUCAAAGACUAUACCCUACGAGAGCAAGAAAUCAGAAGCAUAUGCAGCCGGGCUCGUGCAAAAAUACCACGUCGACUCCGUGGCAAGCCUCUGGAUCUGGUGAGGAAGAUCUUGCGUAACCACCUCAGAUGCUCAUACACUCAGCUCCUGCGGUAUUAUUGUUCCCUCGGAGGUUCCUUUGGAGGUUCCUUGAGCCGAAAAUCCCUGGAAAAUGGUUACGAACAGCACGUCCCUAGCUCAGAGCCGUUUGUGACACAGAUUCAAACCGCCUCUCCAAUUACAGCGUCCUUGUCUGUAACCACAGUCAUCCAUGACAAUGGACAUUCUUUUUUGCCGUAUUCAACACACCCUUCUAGGGUGUCGGCAUUUUGCCGGAUGGUUAUAACACAUCUCCUUCCCAGCGAUGCAUUCGGAGUCGGGCCCCAUGGGCUCCAGAAUCACAAAAACGUCAUGAUGUGCAUAGACGAAUUCGUAAAGAUGCGGCGCUUUGAGAGCAUGACCCUGCACAGUGUCACUCAGGGCCUUCGUGUCAAGUCCAUCCACUGGCUUUGUCCACCUGGCGAAGAAGGGUCGAAGAUGUCGAAGUCUGAUCACUCAAAACGGGUUGAGCUUCUACAUGAAUUCGUGUACUACAUCUUUGACUCUCUUCUGAUUCCGCUCCUUCGAGCAAACUUCUACGUCACCGAGAGCUCAGCGCAUCGCAAUCGAUUGUUCUAUUUCCGACAAGACGUCUGGCGCAAGCUCUCCGAGCCCAGCCUCACUGCGCUCAAGCUGAGUAUGUAUUCAAAUAUCACACCUCACCUAGCUCGCCAGAAACUCCAAUGCAGGACUUUAGGCUAUAGUCACGUACGCUUACUGCCCAAAGAUCAUGGAGCCCGACCAAUCACCAAUCUCCGACGCCGGCAGUGGAAGAUAGUCUCUGGCCGGAGGAUGUUAGGGAGUAGCAUCAACAACCAACUCAGUCCCUUGUUCAGUGUACUCAAUUACGAACGUGGCCAAGAUACGGCACCACUGGGGUCAGCCAUGUUUUCUGUCGCCGACCUGCACAGCCGGUUGACCAAAUUCAAGAGCGCCAACCCGCAAGGGUCGGCGUUGUUCUUCGUCAAGGUUGACAUCCAAUCCUGCUUCGACAGUAUCCCACAAGACCAGCUGCUGGCGAUCGCCAGAGGGCUCUUCUCCGAAACAUCAUAUCGAACAACUAGGCAUACCGAGAUAAAGUGCCUGGAUGGAGUGGAAAAAGACAACACCGGCUCGUUGCGACGACGAUAUAUUGGAACGGCCCGCUCGGCGGACGACACUGCGGUGUUUUCAGAGAUGGCUGCGAAUGCUGCUGCUGACACGAAACGAAAAGUUGUUUUCGCGGACACUGGUAACCAAAGACUGGUCUCGAAGUCGGCAAUGUUGGCGCUUCUCCACGAACACGUCGGAGAUAAUAUCGUCAAAAUGGGCAAAAAGCAUAUGAGACAAGUCAAGGGUAUUCCCCAAGGUUCGGUGUUGAGCAGUCUCCUCUGCAGCUACUUCUUCGGCGCAUUCGAGCGAGACCAGCUGGGCUUUCUGAAGCCAGAGUCUUCCCUACUGCUGCGGCUGAUCGAUGACUUUCUCCUGAUAACAAGGGACGCGCAGGUCGCAAGACGCUUCCUCGAAGUCAUGUCCAGUGGAGACAAGAAAUACGGCAUUGUGGUCAACGCAGGGAAAUCGCUGGUCAACUUCGACGUAACCAUCAACGGGCAUAAGAUCCCGCGACUUUGUGGCGAGAAAUUUUUCCCAUACUGUGGAAUGGCCAUCGAAAUGAAGACAUUGGAGCUACAGAAAUACCGAGAAAAAACAGAUGCAUACGUGAACAACACACUCACCGUUGAGAAAAGCUCCAGACCAGGUGUGACAUUGAGAAGAAAGGUGCUUGCGUCACUGAAACUGCAGAUGCAUGCCAUGCUACUAGACACGUCCUUGAACAGCAGAAAACAGGUCAUAUUGACGCUGCUGGGAAAUUUCACCGAAACGGCGAUGAAGAUGCACCAGUACAUGGUACAAAUGGGUCGAGGCGUUCAUUCGUCCCAGAUGUUCAUGAGAACGCUGAUAGAAGAAUUGGUGAUGGUCAGCACCAAGAUCUGCUGGAUGAAGAACAGAUCCCAGCGAGAUAUCACCAGAGGGCAGAUGUGCUGGGUUGCAGCUGCAGCUUGUGAGGGUGUGUUCUCGCGCAAACAAAGUCAGUAUAGGGAAGUUUUGGUGUGGCUUCGAUCACUGAGAGAAAGCACCGAAGACCGGAUGAAGGUCGACAGGAAGGUUCUCACCGCACUGCUGGAGGAAAACAGGCGCACGUUCCACGGCUACAUUUACUGA